UCUACUUUUGGCAUGUUAAAUUAGGGAAACUUAUCCUUUUCUUCCUUCACCAUUGACUCUGUAUUUAUAUAGGACUAUGAUACGUAUUUCCCAAUCUAAAUUAUUACAAAUCUGACUAAAACUCUGUAUUUAAAUUAUUUCAAAGAUAUCUGACUAAAACUCCAAAUCUGAAUCUCUAAGCUUUAAAAAUAAUCUUAAUAUCAUUAGUAUAUGAUAUAAUUCUAUAUCAUAUAUUUGUAAAUAUGAUAAACAUAUCCAUUGAAUACGUGCAUGUUGAUCCCAAACAGCAUCAUAAAUCCCCAUAUGGUUUAUAUCAUAUACUAUGACACCAUAACAUUUCUAUUAAUUAUUUUUAUUUUUUUUUAACUCAGAAUAUUAAUGCGGGGCCACAAGGAGGAAGAUCUCACUAAAAGCCAACAGCAAUAUACCAAGCAUGGAGAAUCUUCCUUCCCUGCUUUACAGGAACCCAAGAAGGAGCUCCAGGCAAUCCAGCAGAUACCUUGGUGUCCGCCGGCGGCCAUGGGGGAGGUAUGCUGCGGAGAUUCGAAAUCCAUAUACCAAAGAAAGACACUGGCUUGGCACAUUUGACACUGCCGAAGAAGCUGCUAUAGCUUACGAUCUAUCUUCUAUCUCCUUUAGUGGCAUUGAAAGAGCUCGUACCAAUUUUUAUUACCCUUUCUGGGUGCUUCCGCCGUCUCCUCCACUGGCAGUGGCUGCAGUGCCUCCACCUCAACCAUCACUAACGCCUGCUCAUCAACUGGAAGAGGGUGGUGAACCAGUUAGCAUGGAGACGAUAACUGCCUCACAAGAUGAUGAAUCUAUGGUUAUUGCUUCAAUUUUGCAAAGUUUUUGCCAAUCUACUAAUGGUUCCUUCUAUCCAUAAGCUUAUUAUGCUUGCUCCUCGAUUAAGUUCUAUCAUAUAUAAAGGUUAAUUACUCUCUAGAAACUGGUUGAUAACUAUAAUAAAACUUUCAAUUCAAGAUUUUGACUAAUAA
Hevea brasiliensis (rubber tree) is the source of this 995-nucleotide messenger RNA. Its product is annotated as ethylene-responsive transcription factor LEP-like. Gene Ontology annotation, biological process: regulation of DNA-templated transcription. Gene Ontology annotation, molecular function: DNA binding; DNA-binding transcription factor activity. Lineage: Eukaryota; Viridiplantae; Streptophyta; Magnoliopsida; Malpighiales; Euphorbiaceae. Bases 434 to 883 code for a protein of 149 amino acids. The transcript has 2 exons. The record is from RefSeq and is a predicted model, not a curated record.